GCUAGUUAGCGUUGUCUCACUCUGAGACGGUGGCUACUUAACGUUAAUAGCUCGCGAUUUGAAGUUUUUACAUUAUCGUUAGUAGUCUAUUUUUCCGGUAAAAGAAUAUGCUUAUUAUUCAUAAUUUCUCAAAAAUGUAUUAUCUAAUCAUUCAGUCGAAUACGCUGUGCUACAGCCAUUGAAUCUGUCUUUGAGCGUUAAGGGACGUUCAUGGCUAGCUCGGUCCACGACGUUAUGUUGUUAUAUUUUUCAAUCUUAAAAUACAAGGGCAAAUGGUAUUAAUCAGUGACGAUUUGCCUUGAGAUAUAGUACUUUGUAGGCAGUCAUACAAUAGUGCGGGUCGAUCAAGAAAGUAUAAUGCUCCGAUAAACUUGUGUUGGUGUGUAUUCUACGAUGAGGUAACGCUCAAAUCAGGUAAAUCUUCCUCUGAUCUAGGUCUCACCGACCAAAUGUUCUAGUCGAACCCACUCUUCAAAAUAUUUGCUUUCAUUCUUUUAAGCGCAAAAAGCAACGUGGAUGUUCGCCCCAAUUCAUUUUGUAUAUUUUCUAACUGGUUAACUGCUCCAGGCUGAUGGGUGGGUUUAUUAAUUCUGCACAGGUUGAAUAGCAGCAUAUCACUAGCCAUAUACAAGCCAUAUAAGCAAUACUAUAUGCUUUAACGACCUAUAGUUUCUAUCAAUGAUUUAGAAUGGGACUCCAAUAGAUAUCUUGACAUUGAACAGUCAACCCUGUGCAGACUGCGCCGAGGAAACAGAAUCAAUAGAUUAUCUUUUUUGGUACUGGCUUGCUUUUGAAGACGGGCAAGUGAUAUUGUCUGUGUUCAGAUGGACCUACAAACAAUAGGCCUACUGUUAGGGGAUCUGAAAAACCAAGAUCAACCAAUGGGAAAUAUGAUUAUACUCUUCGGUAAAGUAUUUAUUUUUAGGGCAAUCUAGGUUGAAACGGUACAAAUACAGAGGUUCAAGAACCUCGUUAGACACCACAGUAAAAUAGAAGGAUGUAUUGUCAAAGGAAACAGUAAAAUGGUAAUGUACUGGGAAAGAUGGGUUAGUUUGUGGAUGAUGGGUUAGUUUGUUAGUUUCUGAGGGUUGGAAUUAAGAUUGCCGUGUACUGUAUGUGAGCGAAAAUAACAGUAAGUAGCAGUGAAGGCAUAUUGUUGUCUGUUAGUCGUCGUCCCGAAAUAGUAAAAAAAAACAUUGACGAGCACAAGACUGCAAUGAUUGUGCUCUCAAGCUCAAAGAUCACUCUGAGAUCCAGAACCAUGUGCUGUGAAAUCUGUAUUAAAGUUGAAUAAGUCUAUCCACUGGGCACACACUGGUUGAAUCAACGUUGUUUACACGUCAUUUCAAUUAAAUUAUGUUGAUCCAACGUUGAUACAUUGAAUUGACGUCUGUGCCGACUGGGUAAUGUCAUCAGAGAAAAUUAUUAAUCAUUUUAUAUUUUCCCCUAAACUAAUGGAUAUUCAUGUAUCGUCAUAAAACAAUGCUGAAUUCUGACUAGAUGGUUACAAGGUGAGAGAUUGUAAACCCAACUACCUUGAUUAACCUGGGAUGGAUAGUUGUUCUGUAAUUUAUCUGUUUUAGUGUGAGCAAGCAACUGAGCAAGCCUACCAUGCCGUUUGUGGAAUUCAUAGCCGGAUGCAUCUCAGGAGCAGUAGGGUUGGCUUUUGGUCAUCCAAUGGACACAGUGAAGGUGCGUCUGCAGACCCAGGUUAAAUACAAGGGGAUUUUUGACUGUGUGGCUAGGACAUACACUCGUGAAGGGAUCCCUGGGUUCUUCAAGGGCAUGACAUUUCCUGUCCUGACUACUGGCAUCACCAACGCUGUGGUCUUUGGUUCCUAUAGCAAUGCUUUAGACUGCCUCACCCAGUCCCAACGGAAUGACCGAAUCCAAGGCAACCCUGCCUCGGCAUCAGCAGUCUUCGCAGCUGGCUGUUUCUCAGGUCUGGCACAGGUGGUGGUUACUGCGCCUGUUGACCUGGUGAAGGUACGCUUGCAGUCCCAGACCAAGGGCUGGGCUGGGGUUGGUGGUGACGGGUAUCGAGGUCCCAUUCACUGUGUGACUGUCAUCCUGAGGGAGGAGGGGCCAAGGGGAUUGUUUCGAGGGGGGUUGGCUCUUACCCUGAGAGAUGUACCCUGCUAUGGAAUCUACUUCUUGCCUUACGAAAUCACCUGCAGGUUUCUGACUGAAGAAGGCCAACGGACAGGUACAUUUGCAGUAGUGAUGGCGGGUGGGGUGGCAGGCGUGGUGACGUGGGCCUUUGCCACACCCAUGGAUGUGGUGAAAGCGCGGCUGCAGAUGUCCGGUGCUGGGGGCCGGGUGUACCAGGGGGUCCUGCACUGCAUGAGUGUGAGUCUGAAGGAGGAGGGGGUGAGAGUGUUCUUUAAGGGGCUCCUCCUGAACAGCCUGAGGGCCUUCCCUGUCAACGCCAUCACCUUCCUCAGCUAUGAGAGCCUGAUGCAGAUCCUCACCCGGCCGCCUGCAGACUGAUCAUCUCCUGGAUACUCUCCGGCCGGACCAAAUGAUGGAAAGAAUACCAACAUUGGAUGGGCAAACCACCAUUAUGUGAAAUGAACUGGUAUAUACAGUAUAGCUUAGCAUGCUAUACUCUGAAUUUUAUCCUCAAUGUGGGCACUUAGACAGGGCUCAUGAUGCUGUUUGAUACCAUCAGUAUUUUAUAUCAUGACACAACAAAACCUUGAAUAUGAAAACACCUGGAAACCAAAUGUUUAUGCCAAGACAUGGUGUAUUUAUGUACUGGUAUACUGUAUGAACUUCAUAGCCUUCAUUUAUAAUAACUUUGUAAUAAACAAAAUGUGAAGCAAA
Salmo salar (Atlantic salmon) is the source of this 2826-nucleotide messenger RNA. It is a transcript of the gene slc25a45, whose product is annotated as solute carrier family 25 member 45. The record is from RefSeq and is a predicted model, not a curated record. Lineage: Eukaryota; Metazoa; Chordata; Actinopteri; Salmoniformes; Salmonidae. Gene Ontology annotation, cellular component: mitochondrion. Gene Ontology annotation, molecular function: transmembrane transporter activity. Gene Ontology annotation, biological process: transmembrane transport.